Molecule: messenger RNA, 696 nt
Organism: Anisakis simplex (herring worm)
Lineage: Eukaryota; Metazoa; Nematoda; Chromadorea; Rhabditida; Anisakidae
Source: the annotation of a GenBank genome assembly
AUGAAAGCGCAAGAAUCAGCACCGUGCAUAUUGUUGAUUGACGAGAUUGAUGUUAUCGCUCAAAAACGUGAUAGUACACAUCGUGAGAUGGAAAAACGAAUCGUUUCACAGUUAAUUAUCUGUCUCGAUGAUUUGAACAAAACAAGUGAUCAAAAGACAUCGCCAACGUUCGAAUUGAAUUUUGCGAGUAAUGGUGAUGUCGGUUUGGAAGAUACCUCAUUGAAUAGAAAUCGUUCGAAACAUGUUUUGUCGUAUCGCUCAGUUUAUUCAAAAUGUAUAUUUGAUUGUCUGUUCAGCGGUAUUCGCUUGGAUGAAAGUGUGCAAAUGCAUAAUCUAGCACGACUAACUCCAGGCUAUGUGGGUGCUGAUUUGAAGGCGCUUGCUAGAGAAGCAUCAAUGUGUGCUGUGAACAGGGUUUUUGAAACAGUCGCACGUUCCUCUCAAAGACCGGGAAGGCUCAAUAUCGAGGAGACGAAUGAGGAACUGACAAAGUUGUUGGAAUGGUUGAAAUCAGAGCAAACUUUGGAUGAUAGUAAAAUAACGAAUUUAUUCGUGCAAUUGGACGACUUCAAGAAAGCGUUAACCAUAGUGCAUCCAUCGGCAAAACGUGAAGGAUUUGUAACAGUACCGGAUGUUUCGUGGCAAGACAUUGGCGCAUUGAACGAAGUUCGAGAGGAAUUGAAAUGGAGCAUUUUG